AUGUACCGCAAGCGGGGAGCCUUCUCGUUGCCUAUUCACAAGCCCGGCGAUAGUGUCUGGAAACCAGCUGACAACCGUGUGGUGCUAACGUCAGUCAUGUCCCGCAGCUGGAAGCUGCAGAUCCCUCAACCCCAAUCUCGGCUCAGCCUGGUUCUUGAAGACCAAAUGACCAUAGAGACUGAUAGAUGGGCCGAGGCCGGAUCUCCAACUGAUCUCGCUCCCCAUCAUCUGGGUUUCUUGCCCAUGAGUGGACGGCUUAUGAAAUCUGAAUCGGAAGAUUCCGGCGUGGAGAUGGCCAGUGGCGAUCACGCCCCUUUGACUCCGGUGGAAUCCGAAAAGAGCUUUUCUUUGGAUUACCAAGAUGGUUUCCAGAUGGCAGGAGAAGAUGAGUCUGCUCCAGCCCCCCGGGAGGGUUGCCCCAAAGAAGAUGGGCCACAAGAACUGCUGCCUGUUCUGGAUCGUGCCUACUGGCAAGAACUUUGUGUCAAAAGGAAGUUCACCGAGAUGGGUCAGAGGUCCCAGAAGAACCACUUGUACGUCCGUACGCCCAACAAGCUGAUCCAGAGGCGUCAAAGUCUGGUAGAUUUGGAGGAGUUGAAGUCCCGCUACCCACACCGGCCAGUGAGUGUUGACGGGCUUCUGGAUGAGGCUUCUGGAGGAUACAGUCAAACUACAUCAGGCCGCGGCACCCUUGAGAAAACAGAAAAAAAGAAUGUCUCCAUGUCUUCACCUUUCAUAAUCCCUGCAGCUCGGUUCUCGGCUGCAGAAGCCUUCCGGAAAGACCUGACUGCGAAAUGUCGGCCGGAGCUCCAAUCCCAGUCGCAGAAUGAAGCUGCUCCUUCGGCCACAGACUGGGCACAACAGCCAGCAUCCCUCCCCAUGCCAGGGCCGGGUGUACGCUGCCUGGAGAACCUCUGCCAACUGAUGGAGAAAGUUAGCCAAUUGCAGAAAGCCAACACGCAACUCCAGCAUGAGCGUCAACUACUGGAGUGCCGAGUCCGGGCCUUGGAGUGCCAGGUCUGCACCCUACAACAGGAGAAGAAGUGCUUUUUUGAACAAAUUACAGAGGAGCCUAAGCAGCCUCAAACGGAUCCCCAGCCGGGUGAUCCAGAAGCCGUGGAGACUGAAAAAGAGGAAGAGGGAAAUCCCGCGAAUGAAGAGGAAUAUCUCGAUUUAGUGGACUCUUGGCAUCCGCAUAGCUUCCGGGCUCGUUCUGCUUCAGAUACACACAUGUUCCGGAGACAAACCCAUCAUCUGGGAAACAAGAUUGAUCGUUCUAUGAUGUCAGCCCUUCACUCUGCCAGUUCACCCAGCUUAGUGGAACGACUGGGUAGCGGCUUUCAUACUUGGCCAUCAAGCCAGAAGGCAAAGAACGACCGAUCCCGCUGGGGUAGAGUUAAGGGGCUGUUGAACAGGAUUAGAAGGAGGUCUUCGAAGACCAGUGAAGUGAUCCCAUCUAGUGAUACCGCAACCAAAAGCAGGCACCGUCGAGCAGACCCUGAGUUAGACCAAGAGGGAUUCUGCCCAAGGCGGCGUUUUCUGCCCAAUCUGAUGGUGAAGAUACAUCGGUCAAAACACGUUUCCAUGGGAUGA
Molecule: messenger RNA, 1593 nt
Organism: Protobothrops mucrosquamatus (brown spotted pit viper)
Lineage: Eukaryota; Metazoa; Chordata; Lepidosauria; Squamata; Viperidae
Exons: 9
Coding region: 1-1593 (530 amino acids)
Source: RefSeq, a predicted model, not a curated record